Molecule: messenger RNA, 1635 nt
Organism: Chlamydomonas reinhardtii
Lineage: Eukaryota; Viridiplantae; Chlorophyta; Chlorophyceae; Chlamydomonadales; Chlamydomonadaceae
Exons: 9
Coding region: 202-1353 (383 amino acids)
Biological process (GO): cytoplasmic translation
Cellular component (GO): large ribosomal subunit; ribosome
Molecular function (GO): RNA binding; transferase activity; structural constituent of ribosome
Source: RefSeq, a predicted model, not a curated record
GUAAAUUGUGUAUAUCAAAGAGUUAGAACCUGACCGCUGCGAAGGAAAACUUGGUAUCGUCGCUACCUUCGCUGUUAUUGAUAUACUUACCUAAUACUCGACGAUCACAUAGCUUGACAACCAACUUUCGCUGAAGUACCAGUUGAGCGCCCCCCGCGAGGGGGCUUGUUCCUCAGCGCUGAGCUCUCGCUGCACGCCAAAAUGCUGCGGCGCGUGGCACAAUCAUGCGCUACCAUGCUGUCAAAGCAGGGCGCGGGUGCGAUGGACAUGGCGCAGCCUAGCACAAGUGCCCCCAUGUUCAACCUAGCAAACGAGGCGCUCCAAGCGGCAGGAUCUGGACAUGGUCCUGCUGGCACGCUGCUGCAGUUCAUCCGCAGCAAAUACACCUAUAAGUUCAAGAAGGCGGCGCCGCUGCCAGGCCUAAUCUACUGGAAGCCCAGCACGCCGGGCACGCGGCACAAGAUUUCCAUCGACUAUGCCGGACUCGGGGUGUACACUGGGCCGCCACACCCUGAGCUGUCGGCGCACGUGGCCAAGACCGGCGGCCGCAACAACACCGGCCGCAUCACCACCCGCCAUCGCGGCGGCGGCGCGCCCAAGGUGGUGCGUGAUGUGGACUUUGACCGGCAGCGUGUGGAUGGGCUGCCCGGUGUGGUGCAGCGCCUAGAGGCCGACCCGGGCCGCUCGGGCUGGCUGGCGCUCGUCAAGUACUCGCCUGAGGGCCAGCUGCCCUUCUACCGCUACCACCUGGCGCCGGCGGACGUGAAGGCCGGCGAUGUGCUCAUGAGCGGCCACGGCGCUGCAAUCAAGCCCGGCAAUGUGCUGACGCUACGAGACGUGCCCAUUGGUGUGCCCAUCCACAACAUUGAGCUGGUGCCGGGUCGCGGUGGGCAGCUGGCGCGCGCGGCCUCCACCAGCGCUGUGGUCACCAGCAAGCAGGACACGCACGCAGUGGUGCGACUUCCUUCAAGCGAGACGCGGCUCAUCGACCUCAGCUGCCGCGCCACGGUGGGCCAGGUGAGCAACCACCUGCAGAGGUCCAUCAACCAUGGCAAGGCCGGCUCGCGGCGCAACCUGGGCUGGCGGCCGUCAGUGCGCGGUAUCGCCAUGAACCCCAUUGACCACCCGCACGGCGGCCGCACCAACGGCGGCCGGCCCAGCUGCACGCCGUGGGGCGUGUACACCAAGGGCAAGCGCACGCGUCGGCGCGAUGCCAGCUCCAAUAAGUUCAUCAUCACUCGCGCUGGCGGGCAGCCCAUUGAGAAGUUCGUGCAGGCCAAGAAGUGGCGCGCACGUGCAAAGCUGGAGGCAAAGCAGCGGGCGGCAGCGGGCGGCGGCGGCAAGCGGUCCUAGGAGCGCAGCGGCGGCACACCGAAUAUGAGCGUUGACGUUCUGAAGGCGGGAUGCUGUUGGCGGGGCUGAAGAGCACGAGACAGCUGGGAGCUUGUAUCUCAUCAUAGAGUCUGCUGCCGGUUGCCCGCGUGGGCUGUACUAUGAGGACACGCAGGCGUGCAGACGGUGUCGGUGGUGGGUGGGCAGGAAAGCAGCACGAUGGCACGUUCGCGGUUGGGUCAGUGCCCUGGAGUCCAGGCAUUGAGGGCGGCCUGAAGUUGCAACGUGUAAACUUUGUGCAUU